GCAAAUGGGACAAUAAGAAGAAGAACAAGUCCUUCUGGCAGAACUUUCGCAAGACGUCACAGAAGGGAGUCAUGCGGCAGACUUCGAAAGGAGAGGACAUAGGCUACGUGGCCAGUGAGAUCACCAUGAGUGACGAAGAGCGCAUCCAGCUGAUGAUGAUGGUGAAGGAGAAGAUGAUCACUGUUGAAGAAGCUUUAGCUCGGGUAGGAACCCCCUCACCCACCCUCUUCCCUGUACCCCCUACACCCAUUCCCCACUCUCCUCUCCAGGCUCCUCCUGGGGCAGACAGGCAGGGCCUGGAGGGGACCUCCACCCCACCCACAGCCUGACCCCAGCCCCAGCUCCCCCACUGCAACGUGGUCUCGACCGGCUCCAAUCCUACCAACUCGCCCGCCUCAUCCCGCAAGCUCCAUAUCCAGCUCUCACUAAAAUGACUUACUCUUAUUAACUAUUCACAGAGCUUUCAUUAUAACCCUGCACGGCCCUUCUUCUUUGACAAAACACGCCCAUGCCACCCCCAAUCCCCUGCCUGGGGGUCACUCGCAGUGUUUAUGUGUGGUCCUGUUCACUCUGUUGGGGGUAGCUGGACAUGUUAGCUCUGUAGCCCUGUAGUCCUGUAGAACUAGGUCUCUCUUUAAGGCAGACGUUG
Molecule: messenger RNA, 649 nt
Organism: Oncorhynchus masou masou (cherry salmon)
Lineage: Eukaryota; Metazoa; Chordata; Actinopteri; Salmoniformes; Salmonidae
Product: SAM and SH3 domain-containing protein 1-like
Source: RefSeq, a predicted model, not a curated record